AUGGUCCAGUUUCUCGUCCCCCAGGUCACAGCGAAGCGUGUUGGUGCUGGCUCUGAGCUAGACUCCCGCCCGAGAAAGGAGUGUACCCAGGAGAGCUUGAUGCUGGAAGCACUCUGUUCCCUCCCCGCAAACCCACCCGCGGCUGGCUGGGCCAACCGCCUGGGGCAUGGGCCCUCCGACACGGCUCCUGGAGGCCCUGCGGCGCUGCAAGAUCCCCAGAUCAACAGCAGGAACGCUGGCCAGGGCGAGAGGAACUUUAACGAGGCCGGACUAAGCAUGAACACCCACUUUAAGGCUCCGGCUUUCCACGCGGGGGGACCUCCUGGCCCCGUGGACCCUGCCAUGAGCGCGCUGGGCGAGCCCCCGAUCCUGGGCAUGAACAUGGAGCCGUAUGGCUUCCACGCGCGCGGCCACUCGGAGUUGCACGCGGGGGGGCUGCAGGCGCAGCCGGUGCACGGAUUCUUUGGAGAGAGCCUGGGGCCUGAGAGCUUCGCCCCGCAGCGACCCGGGAACCUCCCGGACUUUCACAGUUCGGGCGCCUCGGGCCACGCCGUGCCGGCCCCGUGCUUGCCGCUGGACCAGAGCCCUAACCGAGCCGCCUCCUUCCACGGCCUCCCCGCCUCCAGCGGCUCUGAUUCCCACAGUCUGGAGAACCGGAGGGUGGCGAACCAAGGAGCCGUCGACUCGCUGGAAUACAAUUACCCGGGCGAGGCGCCCUCGGGACAUUUCGACAUGUUUUCGCCCUCCGAUUCCGAGGGGCAGUUGCCUCAUUAUGCGGCGGGUCGCCAGGUUCCCGGGGGCUCUUUCCCGGGUGCCUCGGCUAUGCCCAGAGCUGCAGGCAUGGUGGGCUUGUCCAAAAUGCACGCCCAGCAGCAGCAGCAACAGCAGCAGCAGCAGCAGCAGCAGCAACAACAGCAGCAGCACGGCGUUUUCUUCGAGAGGUUCGGCGGGGCCCGCAAGAUGCCGGUGGGCUUGGAGCCGGGAGUAGGCUCCAGGGCGGGCACACCCAGCGGCAGCCUGCAGGACGGGGGGCCCAUGCUGCCCAGCCAACACGCGCAGUUCGAGUACCCCAUCCACAGGCUGGAGAACCGGAGCAUGCACCCUUAUUCGGAGCCCGUGUUCAACAUGCAGCAUCCUCCUCCCCAGCAGGCGCCCAACCAGCGGCUGCAGCAUUUCGACGCGCCCCCCUACAUGAACGUGGCCAAGAGGCCGCGCUUUGACUUCCCGGGCAGCGCGGGAGUGGACCGCUGCGCUUCGUGGAACGGCAGCAUGCACAACGGCGCGCUGGACAACCACCUCUCGCCCUCGGCCUAUUCGGGCCUCCCCGGCGAGUUCACACCGCCGGUUCCUGACAGCUUCCCCUCCGGGCCACCCCUGCAGCACCCGGCCCCGGACCACCAGUCCCUGCAGCAGCAGCAGCAGCAGCAACAGCAGCAGCAGCAGCAGCAGCAGCGCCAAAAUGCGGCCCUCAUGAUUAAGCAGAUGGCUUUCCAGUCCAGCCAGCGCCCCUCGGCCAGUAAGCUGGGCGCGCUCUCGCUGGGCUCCUUCAACAAGCCCAGCUCCAAGGACAACCUGUUCGGCCAGAGCUGCCUGGCUGCGCUCUCCACCGCCUGCCAGAACAUGAUCGCCAGCCUCGGGGCCCCCAACCUCAACGUGACCUUUAACAAGAAGAACCCGCCCGAGGGGAAGAGGAAAUUGAGCCAGAACGAGACCGACGGCGGCGCGGCCGUGGCCGGCAACCCGGGCUCGGAUUACUACCCCGGAGGGACUGCUCCGGGGGCCCCAGGGCCCGGAGGCCCUGCAGGGACCAGUAGCAGUGGCAACAAAACCUCGGGGCCUCCCAACCCUCCCUCCCAGGGGGACAGCACCAGCCUCUCCCCAAACUACACCCUGGAAUCCACGUCGGGGAACGAUGGCAAGCCGGUCUCCGGGGGCGGUGGCCGGGGCCGGGGUCGCAGAAAAAGGGACAGUGGUCACGUGAGCCCAGGGACCUUUUUCGACAAGUACUCCGCGGCACCGGACAGCGGGGGCGCGCCCGGGGGGAAAGGGGCCGAAUUGCUCCUGGGGGACCAGCCGGACCUCAUGGCGUCCCUGGAUGGCGGAGCCAAGUCCGACGGGAGUUCCCCGCACGUGGGCGAGUUCGCCUCCGACGAGGUGAGCACCAGCUACGCCAACAACGAGGACGAAGUGUCAUCCAGCUCUGACAACCCCCAGGCCCUGGCCAAAGCGAGUAGGAGCCCCCUGGUGACAGGUUCGCCUAAACUCCCUCCCCGGGGGGUGGGCGCAGGGGAACACGGACCCAAGGCGCCCCCGCCCCCGCUCGGCCUAGGCAUCAUGUCUACCUCUGCCUCGACCCCGCUGACUUACUCGUACUCGGUGUUUGGUUUGGGCGAGAUGAGUGAGGUGUGCUGGACAAUGGUUUACGGAACGACGAGCAGCAGCGGGGCGCCGCCGCCCGACGAGAUCCACCCCCUGGAGAUCCUCCAGGCACAGAUCCAGCUGCAGAGGCAGCAGUUCAGCAUCUCCGAGGACCAGCCCCUGGGGCUCAAGGGGGGCAAGAAGGGCGAGUGCGCUGUGGGGGCGUCGGGCGCCCAGAACGGAGACAGCGAGCUGGGCAGCUGCUGCUCGGAGGCUGUCAAGAGCGCCAUGAGCACCAUCGACCUGGACUCCCUGAUGGCAGAGCACAGCGCCACCUGGUACAUGCCCGCAGACAAGACCCUGGUGGACGGUGCCGAGGACGACAAAACGCUGGCGCCCUGGGAGAAGGCCAAACCCCAGAACCCCAGCAGCAAAGAAGCCCACGACCUCCCCGCGAACAAGGCCUCCGCAGCCCAGCCCGGCAGCCAUUUGCAGUGCCUGUCUGUCCACUGCACAGACGACGUGGGCGAUGCCAAGGCCCGAGCCUCCGUGCCCACCUGGCGGUCCCUGCACUCUGAUAUCUCCAACAGAUUCGGGACAUUCGUGGCCGCCCUAACUUGAAUCGACAAGAAUGCCCCCUCCCCCGCCA
This is a messenger RNA of Myotis brandtii (Brandt's bat), 3007 nucleotides long. It is a transcript of the gene MN1, whose product is annotated as meningioma (disrupted in balanced translocation) 1. Bases 1 to 2979 code for a protein of 992 amino acids. Gene Ontology annotation, biological process: regulation of DNA-templated transcription. The transcript is spliced from 10 exons. The record is from RefSeq and is a predicted model, not a curated record. NCBI's taxonomy places the organism in Eukaryota, Metazoa, Chordata, Mammalia, Chiroptera, Vespertilionidae.